CAGACUUCAUCAUUUCUCCUUUCUCUUAUAUCUGUCUCGCCAACCAACACCAAAAAACACCUUCCAUAACAUUAAAAAAAACACACACACAGAUCUGCGCCUUCCACCAAAAAGCUUAGCAUUUCUAAAUAUCGGAAAGGAAAGAACUGCAUAUGCUGUGAUGAGCUCUGAGAGCGAAGAUUUUGGUCUUUCAGGCUCCUUGCACCUAAACAGUAUAGAUUGGACGGACUCAAAUCAUCGAAGGUCUGUAGCUGCUAGUUUGGUUCAGGGUGCCUAUAUUUUGGAGCGAGAUCGCCAAGAAAAACGUCAAGGUUCUCAAGCACUGGCUCCUCCAUGGUGGGAAUUCUUCCAUUUCAAGUUACUUCGUCAGCUUGUUGACGAUGCUGGUUCCUGCAUCUUUGGUUCCAUUUAUGAGUAUACACCGCCAUCAUCUCAUUGUAAUGACACAAUUGAUCGAAGCCCCCGCUAUGUGAUUGCCUUUCGAGGUACCAUAAAUAAACCCGACUCCUUCUCGAGAGACUUUAGUUUGGAUAUUGACAUCAUACGAAAUGGACUUCACCAAACUUCUCGCUUCGAGAUUGCCAUUACAGCUGUUCAAAAUGUGGUUGCUAUUGUGGGUGAUUCAAAUGUAUGGUUGGCCGGCCAUUCCCUCGGGGCAGCAAUGGCAAUGCUGGCGGGAAAGACCAUGGCUAAAACGGGCAAUUUCUUGGAAGCUUUCCUCUUCAAUCCUCCAUUCUUAUCUGCCCCUAUCGAGAGAAUCAAUGUUGGGAACGUGAAACAUGGACUGCGGUUUGCAAGCAGUCUCAUUACAGCAGGACUGGUUCUUGCCACAAAGGGAAAGAGUGAAACGAGUCGGUCUGAAGAUCCAUUUGCUAUUUUGUCUGCCUGGACUCCAUGUCUAUUUGUGAACCCUGCAGACCACUUAUGCUCUGAAUACAUUGGUUAUUUUGAGCAUAGGAAAAAGAUGGAAGAGAUUGGAGCCGGGGCCAUCGAGAGAUUAGCAACCCAGCAUUCAUUAAGAGAUCUAUUAAUGAGUGUCGUGAGAAGGGGUGAUGAAACAGCUGAACCACUGCAUUUGAUUCCUUCGGCAUAUUUGAAUGUGAAUCUUACCCCUUCACAAGAUUUCAAGCAAGCCCAUGGAAUACAACAAUGGUGGAGUCCAGAUCUGCACCUGAAGUGCAAUCUUUACAAGUAUAAAUAGAUCACCCUUAUCCAGGUUUUGCUUGUAUAUGAACACCAUUAGACGAAUCCUUUCCAUUGAUCUCUGUUUAAUGUUGCUGUGACCUUGUGGGUUAAGUUAAACGGAGAAACAUGUAUUGUUUUCCAUGUGACAGCAAACUGAUGAGUUCCUGUUGAUUUCCUUGUCAAAAGUAUAGAAUGUGAUUCCUUAUGCCAUAAUUUCUCAUC
Messenger RNA from Hibiscus syriacus, 1407 nucleotides. RefSeq names its product GDSL esterase/lipase At4g10955-like. The transcript is spliced from 3 exons. The record is from RefSeq and is a predicted model, not a curated record. NCBI's taxonomy places the organism in Eukaryota, Viridiplantae, Streptophyta, Magnoliopsida, Malvales, Malvaceae. Gene Ontology annotation, biological process: lipid metabolic process. The coding region runs from base 161 to 1201 and encodes 346 amino acids.